GGAUCAGCCCUCCCCCCGCGUGAUCGUAGUUGACCCCCCCCCCCUCGAGCUGAGAGGUGACCUUUAGAGUCACCACUUCGAAGCGAGUGUGUGACUGAAAGUUAAAGUUCUUGGUGUCAAGAUGAGAUCCUGGGCACUUGGGCUGCUGGUGCUAUUUUGCGGAGCAACGACGCUGCAGGCUGCCACCGAUAAGGUGGUGUGCUAUUACGGCAGUUGGGCUACGUAUCGUGUUUCUAAUGGAAAGUAUGACGUGGAGGACAUCAACCCGAAUCUGUGUACGCAUAUAAUCUACUCGUUUGUGGGCUUGGAUGCGAGUACCAAUUUGGUGAAGAUUUUGGAUACAUGGAACGAUGUGACAUUGCAGGGAUUCCAGCGGUUUGUCGGAUUGAAAUCGAAAAAUCCUAAAGUUAAGCUGUUAGUUGCGAUUGGUGGGUGGAACGAGGAUUCACAUUCAUACGCAGUCAUGGCUGAGUCGACUGCAUCCCGUAAGGUUUUCAUCGAAUCCGUCGUCAAUUUACUCAAAACCUACGGAUUUGAUGGGUUCGACGUCGAUUGGGAAUACCCAACGCUUCGUGGUGGAAAGCCAGAGGAUCGUGUGAACUUUGUCACGCUUCUGAAAGAACUGCGUGCGCGGUUGCAACCGCUAGGUUAUCUACUAUCGAUCGCGGUCGGAGCGACGAAAGAUUACCACAGAUCGGCAUACGAUGUGCCAGAGAUCAACCAGUAUGUCGAUUUCGUCAAUCUCAUGACGUACGAUUUGCACGCCUAUUGGGAUGCUCAGACUGGGCACAACUCACCUCUUUACGCUGCCACCUGGGAAACGGAUUCCUUUACCAGCAUGCUCAAUUUGGACGCGUGUGUACGAGCCUGGCUUGAUGCUGGUUUGGCUGCCAAUAAACUGAUCAUGGGCGUACCCGCUUUCGGUCAUACCUUCACUCUAGCCUCGACAACCUCUAAUGGGGUUGGCGCACGCACCAUUGGUGGAGGAACAGCCGGCCCAUAUACUUUGGAAACGGGAACCUUGUCCUAUUUGGAGAUAUGUGAACGGUUGAAAACCGGCUAUACCACUCGCUGGGAUGACAUACAGAAGGUUCCCUACGCGUUCUUGGGUAACCAGUGGAUUUCGUAUGAUGACGUAACGUCAAUUGCUCUGAAAGUUGCGUACGCGAAGAGUAAGAACAUAGGAGGAGUAAUGGUGUGGUCGAUUGAGUCGGACGAUGAUCGCAACAUUUGUGGUGGCGGAGCUCACCCUAUCACUAAUGCCGUCUACAAUGCAGUUUUCGGUUCUUCAGGAACGACAACCACUACGGUCGCUCCAACUACUACAACUACCGUAAAAACAACUACAACGACUGCAGCUCCUAAAACCACCACGACCACCGCUAAACCUGCCACAACCACUACAACGACAACUGCCAAAACUACCACAACUACAACUGCGAAAACUACCACAACCACAACCGUUGCACCUGUCACUACAACAGUGGCUCCAGGAACCUUGGUUUGCAAGAAUGGAUUCGUAAGAGAUCCGACAGACUGCCAGUAUUUUUACCAAUGUAAUCCGGCUGGAUACGUCAUCGACAGCUGGCGGUUCAAGUGCCAAACAGGGCUCUACUUUGACGAAGAACACUCAUACUGCAACUGGGCGUACCUAGUCAAAUGUUAAACUUGUUGUUAGUUUAGAUUCUAGUAUUGAAGCAGCUCACUUUUGUCAAUCUAAUACUCUACUAAUUAGAUAGAAUAAAUCUUAG
Aedes albopictus (Asian tiger mosquito) is the source of this 1751-nucleotide messenger RNA. Its product is annotated as chitinase-3-like protein 1. Gene Ontology annotation, molecular function: chitin binding; chitinase activity. NCBI's taxonomy places the organism in Eukaryota, Metazoa, Arthropoda, Insecta, Diptera, Culicidae. The transcript has 5 exons. The record is from RefSeq and is a predicted model, not a curated record. Gene Ontology annotation, biological process: carbohydrate metabolic process; chitin catabolic process. The coding region runs from base 122 to 1666 and encodes 514 amino acids. Gene Ontology annotation, cellular component: extracellular region.